This is a messenger RNA of Erinaceus europaeus (western European hedgehog), 2738 nucleotides long. RefSeq names its product zinc finger protein 385C (gene ZNF385C). The coding region runs from base 1 to 1503 and encodes 500 amino acids. The transcript is spliced from 8 exons. Lineage: Eukaryota; Metazoa; Chordata; Mammalia; Eulipotyphla; Erinaceidae. The record is from RefSeq and is a predicted model, not a curated record. Gene Ontology annotation, molecular function: zinc ion binding; nucleic acid binding. Gene Ontology annotation, cellular component: nucleus.
AUGAAGCGGCCACUGAGCCCCUCACCCCCUGCUGAGGAGCCCCCUAUAUCUGAAGCUGCAGAUUGCUCCCCUCAACCCCCAGAACUGCCUAAGUCCAAGAGGGAAAGGAAACAGCCAUCCUACACGCUCUGUGACGUCUGCAACAUUCAGCUAAACUCAGCAGCCCAGGCACAGGUGCACUGCGGGGGCCGUGCCCACCAGAGGCGGCUGCGCCAACUCAGCCUGGGGAAGACCCCCACCGGGCCAGCAGGCUCAGCCUCCAGCGCCCCCAGCCCCCUGCUGGCCUCCCUGGCCCUGCCCACCAGGCCUCUGCAACCCCCCUUGGACUUCAAGCACUUGCUCGCCUUCCACUUCAAUGGCGCCAUCCCACUCAGUCUCUUCCCCAACUUCAGCACGAUGGACCCAGUCCAGAAAGCUGUCAUCAGCCACACAUUUGGGGUCCCCUCUCCUCUGAAGAAGAAGCUCUUCAUUUCCUGUAACAUCUGUCAUCUGAGGUUCAACUCAGCGAACCAGGCUGAAGCCCAUUACAAAGGUCACAAACAUGCCAGAAAGCUCAAAGCUAUUGAAGCUGCCAAGAACAAGCAGCGGCUGCAAACCCCAGCCCAGGACAGGGCACCAGAGUCUCCAAGCCCAACUCCAGUCAGUGGUGCUGCUGGACAGCUACAGAGCAAAGCAGUUCCUGCAGCCCUUCCUCCUGGCCAGCCACUCCAGCCACCUCUGACCCCAGCCCCCAGCCCCAGAGAGACAGCCCACUCAGACCUCCUGGAUGUUGCCUCCUCUUCAUCUUCUUCCACCUGCCCACCGUGCUCCCCAGAGCCCAGGACAGAGAUCCCAGAGCUGGAGUCUGCUGCUACAGGAAGUGGGGUUAGCGGGGAAGGAAGGAGAGAGAAGGGGCGUCUCUACUGCCCCACCUGUAAAGUGACUGUGAACUCAGCCUCUCAGCUUCAGGCUCAUAACACAGGAGCCAAGCACCGGUGGAUGGUGGAGGGUCAGCGAGGAUCCCCCCGAAAGGGCAGGGGCCACCCAGUGCACCGAGGAGGAGCUGGACACAAGGCAAAAAGAGUGACAGGAAGCCGAGGGGGACACCAGGGGCCCAGCCCCCCAUUUCACUGUGCUGUGUGUCAGCUCCAGGUCAAUUCAGAGACCCAGCUCAAGCAGCACAUGAGCAGCAGGAGGCACAAAGACCGCUUGGCCGGGAAGCUCCCCAAGCCCUCCAGCCAGCACAGCAAGCUGCAGAAGCACGCAGCGCUGGCUGUGAGUAUCCUCAAGUCUAAACUGGCCUUGCAGAAGCAACUCACCAAGACACUGGCAGCCCGCUUCCUGCCCAGCCCGAUCCCCGCUGCAGCUGCAGCCAUCUGUGCCCUACCAGGGCCUCUGACCCUCCGGCCUGCCCCUGCAGCUGCCACCACCCUUUUUCCAGCUCCCAUCCUGGGACCAGCUCUGUUUCGCACCCCAGCAGCUGUCCGCCCUGCCACAGGACCCAUUGUCUUUGCCCCCUAUUAGCUCUCCUGCAGAGACCAGGGCUGACUUCCCAGCAUUCAUUCUCCAAGUUGGAUCCUCUCUUGAGUUACCUUGGUUCCUGCAUCCCAUGGAAGACAAAUGCCCUUAGCUCAAGGGUUCCCAUUGGCCCAGUCACGAGCAGGGCUAGUUUUAAGGGAAGCUGAGCUUCACUUCCUCUUGACUGGGGAUUCAACCAGUGGCCCCCUAGUUGAAGGACCAUGCCCACACUCUUUUCCCCAGCUUCCUAGGUCUUGUCCUGGGCUCCCCUGCAUUUCCUAACCUACUCUGAGGAGCAAAUUGACAAAUCCCAAAGAUCUAUGCAAAACAUUUCCUGCAGCCCUUUCCCUUUGUCCACUGAUGACCUAUAUCCAUGUGGCCAGAGGCGAGGCCCUAGGAAUCUUAAUUGGCCUGGGAACAAGUCAAUGACUGUACUCCCAAGAUCCUGGAAAGAGGUCUUCGCCAAUUCCCUAGAUGAUCUAGAGAACCAAUGGAUGCGAGGGAUGGGGUUUUUAAGCUGUGGGUGGGAGGGGGCCAGUGGGAGAGGGCUCAAGGCUAUCUUCAGAGUGAUCUUGGGGGUUUAAGACAUAAAGGAAACAGUGCUAAGGUGGAGCAAAGUCAGGGGAGGAACGGGAGGUCAAAGCUUUGUGGGCCUCAUAUGCUAAGAGAAUGAAUUUAUGAUAAGGCUAGGUGGCUAUAAUAUUCUGGCUGAGCCCACUAUUAUUAGAGAGAGAGAGAGAGAGAGUGUGUGUGUGUGGUUUUGGGGCUUGCUUUCAAGCCUUGCGCUUGGCAGAAUGUGCCCUAUCUCCCAUGGACCCAGUUCUAAUAGAGCAAGUGAUUGAUUAAUCCCAUGAAAGCUCCCCCUCUCAGCCUUAUUGGUCCCCAAGACUGAACCUAGCCAACAACCCUCAGAGCCCCCCCGUGUUUCCUAUCUAGCUCCCCACCCUAAACUGGUCACUAGUACUAUUCAGUUUUCCUUCCUCCCAGCUAGUACUCUAAGCACCCUCACUGUGAGAUUCAGUAUUGAGAUCCCACUCAUGAUUCAGUUUCAUGUUGUCACAGUCUCCUCCCCUGCCCACUGCAUGUGUCGUUCCCCUCCCCCCACACCUUAUGGGACUCUGCCAGUAUCCAGUUUUUUUAAAAAGAAUUUUCAGUAGGAAAAGAAAAAUGGAGGGAAACUUUUUUUGAUAAGUUGUAGUUUUAUUGUGUUUAACAUCUCAAUAAAUGAACUUGAAACCCAA